Molecule: messenger RNA, 1650 nt
Organism: Grosmannia clavigera kw1407
Lineage: Eukaryota; Fungi; Ascomycota; Sordariomycetes; Ophiostomatales; Ophiostomataceae
Product: arrestin n-terminal domain containing protein
Exons: 1
Coding region: 1-1650 (549 amino acids)
Source: RefSeq, a predicted model, not a curated record
AUGUUUGCCAACCUGACUGGCAGCCUCUACGACGGCGGCAGCAGCAGCAGUAGCACGUUCUCGUUUGGAGCCAGCACCAGCCGACGAUCGGCAUUCCCCAAGACCAACAUGGAGGUGUUGCUGGACAACCAUUUUCAGUCACGGGUAUACACGACGGGCGACUCGAUCACGGGCAGCGUGCGGAUCGUCACGCAGCGAGACGUGCCCUUUGACGCCUUUGAGAUCGUGCUGCUGGGCGCCUCGCGCACACAGAUCGAUGCCGUCAGCGGCGUGCGCGAGUCGAGUCACAUCCUGCUCAAGAUGGCCAUGCCCAUUGCGCCAUCGGCCUAUCCGGUGCCGCGAGUGCUCGAAACCGGCCAGGAAUACGUGCUGCCCUUCCGCUUUGUCGUGCCGGCACAUCUGACACUCGGCGCCUGCAACCACGUGGCCAAGUCCGAUCGGGUGCGCGACCACCACGUCUGCCUGCCGCCGACUAUGGGUGAUGGUGCCUGGGAGCGUGACGACAUGACGCCGGAUAUGGCCCGUGUCAAGUACGUCGUCCGUGCUCGCAUCUUCCGCGAUGCCGACUCGGCCAAGCAUGGCCAUCCCACCGUUGUCGCCGAGGCCACGCAGUCCGUCCGCAUCCUGCCAGCUGGCAUCGCCCCCGAUGACGACGAAUUGUUUACGAGCACAGACGAUAACAACAACAACAGCAGAAGCCGUGGCUACUACACUCUGUCGAAAUCCAAGUCCCUGCGCAAGGGCCUGCUGAUGCCGCUUCUGCGCACGGCCAGCAGCAAGCUGGGCUGCGUUCACGCCACCGUGACCGAACCUGCCACGCCCGUCAUCCUCUCGACAGACGGACAGACUGCCUCGCCCACGGCUGCGCGUGUCAGCCUGCGCUUCGACCCCACAGCUGUCGACGUGCCGCCACCGCGCAUCACUGCCGUCUCGGCUAAGCUGCUGGCACACACCUACUUUAGUUUGGGCCCCAUUGUCGCCCUGCCGAAUCCCGGGACCUGGUCGUCUGGUGGCGUGCUCUUGGAGCGGGCCUGCUACUACGACACGUCCGUGUCGCUGCUCUCGCGCAACUUUGGCAGCAGCGAGAACGCGUGGGAGCCGCAGGUGACGACCAGCCGGCGUGACUCAGGCUACUGCAGCGACGGAAGCCCAAAUGACGACGACGUCGCUGUGCAGAACGGCCUCGACGGCCAGGCCAGCAAAGACGCCGUCGGGAUCUCCUACACAACCGACCUGCUCGUGCCCCUGCAGCUGCCGGCUGACCGCAAGACGUUCCUGCCCACGUUUCACUCGUGCAUCGUCUCCCGGACGUACUCUCUGCAGCUCAGCGUGUCUGUCGCGCCCAGCUCGACCACCUCGUCCAGCCGAUACAGCAAGAAGAGCGGGCGGGGCAACGGCAGUAGCAGCAGCAGCAGAAGCAGCAGCAGCAGCAUAGUGGGUACGACCACAAUCACGCUGACGAUGCCAAUACGCAUCAUCGUCGGUAGCAGCGAUAGAGCUGUCGGCCAGCCUGACGAACACGGCCUUCCGAGUUUCGAUGCCGCCAUGGAGGAGGCCGAGGCUGAUGCUUUCCUGAUGCCACGCAUGCUUGAGAUGCCAGAUGCUCGCUUCCAGGAGACGAGUGUGCUGCCGGGGUAUGGCAGCCACUAG